Molecule: messenger RNA, 165 nt
Organism: Symbiodinium sp. CCMP2592
Lineage: Eukaryota; Dinophyceae; Suessiales; Symbiodiniaceae
Source: the annotation of a GenBank genome assembly
UCGGCCUUGUCGCUGGUGUUCGGUGUCGGUUGCGGUGUUGAUGUGAUUGGUGUACUCGGUCUCGGUGUGAUCCGUGUCAUCGGUGAAAGCGGUGUGAUCGUGGUCGAUGUCGGUGUGAUCGGUGUCGGCGUGUUCGGUGUCGGUUGCGGUGGUGGUGUGGUCGCG